CUCAGUAUGUGUAGAAGCGACUUCCAGCUCACGGCCCUCUCUCGGUGCAAGACCGCGUCCGAGUGACACCUCGUCUCUGCUCUCGCCUAACUCACUUAACUUAAGUGCCAUGGAGGAAUCAAGUAGUUGACGUUUCCUGUAACCUUCUCUUUUUAAGCUUUCUUCCCGUCUGAUCACUGUGAUCCUGAAACCGGUUUUACUGACGUUUUUUGAACUCUCCCUCGACCCGGCAUCAUGAAGUACAUCAUCGGCAUCGGCGGCGUAACCAAUGGAGGAAAGACCACCCUCACCAACCGACUGAUCAAGAAACUGCCCAACUGUUGUGUGGUACAUCAGGAUGACUUCUUCAAGACUCAAGAUCAGAUUGAAGUUGGUGAAGAUGGCUUUAAGCAGUACGAUGUCAUUACUGCCCUGGACAUGGACGCCAUGAUGAGUACCAUCUACGCAUGGCUGGACAACCCGGUGAAGUUUGAGAAGUCUCAUGGCGUCAAUAACACCCUGGAUACUGAGAUUGUCCCAAAAUCUCACGAUAAGGAUGAGGAGGAGACUCACAUCCUUAUCGUAGAGGGCUUUCUGCUUUACACCUACAGACCUUUGAUCAACGCGUUACACCAAAGUUACUUUAUUUCCAUCCCAUAUGAAGAAUGCAAAAAGAGGAGGUGCUCUAGGAACUACACGGUGCCAGACCCCCCCGGCCUAUUCGAUGGUCACGUCUGGCCCAUGUAUAUGAAACAUAAGAACAUUAUGGAGUCAUCAGAUGUUGACGUCGUGCAGCUAGAUGGAACCAAGUCAAAGGAACAGCUGUUCAACUUUGUCUACGGUGACAUCCUGAACAACAUCCAGAAGUCUCUCUAACAAACAAAGGUUUUACCAUCAGCUGAAAGGAGCAUGUACUCAGCCUGCAAGCAGAACACCGCCUCGCCUUAAGUUUCUACCUGGCAGCUUAUUUAGCUGACUGUUACAAUUUUUCUAAAUGUUUAACUGAUGGCAUCAAAUGUUGGCAUGUUUUUAUAUCUACCAUAUUUAUUGCUUUCUUACAGCUGACCUCAAAAGAGAUUUUGACUGAUAUGUUCAGAGGAAAGUUGCACUUCUGUGUCAAUAAAUAAUCCUACAGUCAA
Molecule: messenger RNA, 1118 nt
Organism: Cyclopterus lumpus (lumpfish)
Lineage: Eukaryota; Metazoa; Chordata; Actinopteri; Perciformes; Cyclopteridae
Gene: mibp2
Product: muscle-specific beta 1 integrin binding protein 2
Exons: 8
Coding region: 235-855 (206 amino acids)
Cellular component (GO): cytoplasm
Source: RefSeq, a predicted model, not a curated record